This is a messenger RNA of Manihot esculenta (cassava), 4740 nucleotides long. RefSeq names its product phosphatidylinositol 4-kinase beta 1. Gene Ontology annotation, molecular function: 1-phosphatidylinositol 4-kinase activity. The coding region runs from base 649 to 3924 and encodes 1091 amino acids. The record is from RefSeq and is a predicted model, not a curated record. The transcript is spliced from 16 exons. NCBI's taxonomy places the organism in Eukaryota, Viridiplantae, Streptophyta, Magnoliopsida, Malpighiales, Euphorbiaceae. Gene Ontology annotation, biological process: phosphatidylinositol-mediated signaling; phosphatidylinositol phosphate biosynthetic process. Gene Ontology annotation, cellular component: cytoplasm; membrane.
UAUUAGCAAAACCCAGCUAUGAAAAAAAAAAAAAAAAUUCUAAUAUUAACACUAAUUACCUCGUCCCUCUUUGUGACAGCAUACAAGACAACACCACCACAGCCACCGCCGCCACCGCCGCCUUAUACGGUGUCGUUUGAACCCAGCAGAUUCAUGAGAUCUGCUCUCAAGUCUCAGUAUUCCUCGAUUAUUUAACAUUCGAAGUUUCACUGCAAGUAAGUUUCCAAAAUUCUCUCAUCUAAUCAACUGAAAAGACCUCUACAUUUGACUUUAUAAUAUCUCUCGAUCAUUUCCCUGCGUUAUCUACUACUACUACUACUUCUUCUUCUUCUAAUUUUCCCGUGAAGCAAUCAGAACAUUGCAUUCUUUGGUCGGCCUAUGCAGAGAAUUAGGGUUCCGGUGAAUGAGAAGGUUUAAUGUGCGUGUUUGUGAUCAUUUGAAUUGAAUAACAGAGAACACUGGAAGCUGGCCUGGUGUCAGAUUCAUGGUUUCGAUAAAAAAGGUUUAGGGAUUUUAGGGUUUAAUAUUCAAGACAAGGGUUCUACUUGGUCUGCUGAAUCGAAUACGAUUAUUGUGUUUGGAUUACUAGGUAAUCAGGUCUCAGUUGAUCUGAUUUUGAAACGCAGAGUUAGGGUUUAUGAUGGUGGAAUGACAAUGGUAAGGCUUCUGGGACUGAGUCGUGGGGAUUCGGACGAGUCACCCAGGGAGAUCACCUCGCGAACUAACCUAAUAAGUGAGUCUGGCGAGAGCGGGUGGCUAAUCAGGUUCUUCGACUCUGCGUUUUUCUGCGAGUGGAUUGCUGUAAGCUACCUGUACAAGCAUGAUCAUGCUGGGGUACGGGACUAUCUGUGUAACAGAAUGUAUACCUUGCCUUUAUCAGGGAUUGAAAGUUAUUUGUUCCAAAUUUGUUACAUGUUAAUACACAAGCCAAGCCCAUCUUUGGAUAAGUUUGUCAUUGAUAUAUGCUCCAAGUCUCUACUGAUAGCUCUGAAGGUGCAUUGGUUUUUGUUGGCCGAGAUUGAGGAUUCUGAUGAUAAUGAAGGGAUUAGUAGGAUUCAGGAGAAGUGUCAGAUUGCAGCUACUUUGAUGGGAGAAUGGCUUCCCCUUGUGCGACCACCAAGUGAGUCCUCCAGCCCUGGGGGUAAGAACCCUGUUCUGAAUAAAAUCUUGUCAUCAAAACAGAAGUUCUUAUCAUUGACAUCUUCACCACCUGCUAAUAAGUCUCUGUCUUUUUCUCCCUCAUCUGGGAAUAGUUUAAUUGAGGAUGGAAAUUUGUUGUCACCGGAUGAGAACAAGAUUUUUAGGAAAUUUAUUCCAGGUCCAAAAGUUAGAGAUGCGUUGUUGUUUAGGAAGUCAGUGGAGAAAGAUGAAGAAGAGAGUGAGAAGGAUGGAUUUUUCAAGAGACUUUUGCGAGAUAGCAGUAGAGGUGAGGAUGAGGAGUCAACAUCAAAUUCCGAUGGGUUUUUCAAGAGGCUUUUAAGAGAUAGCAGUAGAGGAGAGGAUGAGGAGUUGACAUCACCCUCAGAUAGCUUCUUUAAGAGGUUUUUGAGGGAUAGUAGUAGUAAAGGUGAGGAUGAGGAGUUGACAUCUAGCUCGGAAGGGUUCUUCAAGAGGUUGUUUCGUGAUAACAAGAGUGACGGGGACGAGAAGUCUGUUUCUAAAUCAGUGGAAGAUGAUGAAAAGGAAGGGUUCUUUAGAAAACUUUUUAAGGAGAAGUUUGAGGACAAGAAGGAUGAGCAUGAAGAAAGGGUGAGCUCUGAAGAUAAAUUUUCUAAAUCUGCAGAAGAUGAUGAAAAGGAGGGGUUCUUCCGCAAAUUAUUUAAGGAUAAGUUUGACGAAAGGAAAGAUGGAAAUGAUAAAAUUGAUGAGGGAAAUGCCAACGGUGAGGAAGAAGAACCUUCUGAAUUUUCAUUGUUUCGAAGAUUGUUUCGUGUGCAUCCUGAGGAUGCCAAGAGCAAUGCAAUGAAUGAGAAUGGCAAUAGUGGUGGUUUGUUUGAGAGCAGCCCUGGAACUGAGAAUUUUUUCCGCAAAUUGUUUAGAGAUCGUGACCGUUCAGUUGAAGAAUUGGAGUUGUUUGGUUCAAAGAAGAAUAAAGAGAAGCGUCCAGGUUCACCAAAGCAACAGAAUGACAAGUCAAACACAAAGCCUCCACUUCCUAAUAAUACCACAUCACAUUUCAGGAAAGGGGCUUAUCAUGAAUCACUGGACUUUGUGAUGUCACUAUGUGAGACUUCAUAUGGCUUAGUAGAUGUCUUUCCUAUUGAAGAUCGCAAAAGUGCUCUUCGUGAGUCACUCGCGGAGAUCAAUAUGCAUUUAGCUGAAGCUCAAAAUAGUGGAGGAGUUUGCUUCCCAAUGGGAAAGGGUAUGUAUCGCGUGGUUCAUAUACCUGAAGAUGAAGCUGUUCUUUUGAAUUCUAGGGAAAAGGCACCAUAUCUGAUUUGUGUUGAAGUUUUGAAAUGCGAAAUGCCUAGCAAUACCAAGGAUACUUUUGGUGGUCAAAAGCUUUCCAGAGGAGGUAUUCCUCUGGCAAAUGGAGAUGCAUUUUUACCAAAGCCACCUCCAUGGGCCUAUCCUUUGUGGACUGCCCAGGAAGCAUAUCGGAAUAGUAGUGAUAGGAUGUCAAGAUCUACAGCUCAAGCCAUUGACCAGGCAAUGUCUCAUAGUUUGGAUGCAAGAUUGAAAUAUGUUAAUGUGAGCCUCUCUGUGGAGAAGCAAUUUUCUCGCCAGUCUAGGAACAAAAAAGCACAUGAUAUACACCCUGACAUUAAUUGCAGUGUUCAGCAUCAAAGAGCAACUUUUGAAGGGGAUUUGCAAUGGGUAAGGGUAGUGCUGACGGCAGAUCCUGGACUUCGAAUGGAGGACAUUGGGGAUCAAGGGCCACCUCGUCGCAGGGAGCAUCGUCGUGUUCCUAGUACAAUUGCUAUAGAAGAAGUGAAGGCUGCUGCAGCCAAAGGCGAAGCACCUCCUGGACUACCUCUAAAGGGGGCUGGGCAAGAUUCAUCAGAUGCACAACCAAUGGUUAAUGGUGGCAACCCUAAGGCCAGUGAUGCUCUAUCUGGUGAACUCUGGGAGGCAAAGAAAGAGAGAAUUCGUAAAGCUUCAGUAUAUGGAAAAUUACCUGGUUGGGACUUGCGCUCUGUUAUUGUGAAGAGUGGUGAUGAUUGUAGGCAGGAGCAUCUUGCUGUGCAACUUAUUUCUCAUUUUUAUGAUAUAUUCCAAGAAGCUGGUCUCCCUCUCUGGUUACGUCCCUAUGAAGUUCUGGUCACUUCAUCUUAUACAGCUCUCAUUGAGACAAUUCCUGAUACUGCCUCACUUCAUUCUAUCAAGAGUAGAUAUCCCAACAUCACAAGUUUGCGUGACUUCUUUGUUGCUAAGUAUGAGGAGAACUCCCCAAGUUUUAGGCUUGCGCAGAGGAACUUUGUUGAAAGUAUGGCUGGAUAUUCUCUAGUAUGCUACCUGCUACAGGUGAAGGAUAGGCACAAUGGAAACCUUUUAUUGGAUGAAGACGGUCAUAUUAUACAUAUAGACUUCGGAUUCAUGCUCUCUAAUUCACCUGGUGGUGUUAAUUUUGAGAGUGCACCCUUCAAAUUAACCCGAGAACUUCUUGAGGUUAUGGAUUCUGAUGCUGAGGGAGUUCCAAGCGAGUUCUUUGACUAUUUUAAAGUAUUAUGCAUUCAAGGCUUCUUAACAUGCCGUAAGCAUGCAGAGCGUAUUAUUCUUCUUGUCGAGAUGUUGCAGGACUCUGGUUUCCCUUGCUUUAAAGGUGGUCCACGAACAAUACAGAACCUAAGAAAACGAUUCCAUCUAAGUUUGACUGAAGAGCAAUGUGUCUCGUUGGUGCUUUCUCUUAUCAGCAGCAGUCUAGAUGCUUGGCGCACACGACAGUAUGACUAUUAUCAGAGAGUUUUGAAUGGAAUAUUGUGAGGUUAGAUUUGUGUGGUACCACAUUCUUUGCUCCCUUUGACAAUCACCAAUCCAGUGAAGCAUUUUGAUCCGAGUUGGAUUUAAAAAGCACAGUACAAAAGCAAUCGAGUUGCUGCAUUGUGGCACUGAGAUUUUGAUGAAGAUGUAUCAAAUACUGAUAACAGAGUUUGGCCUGUUUUCUCUUUGGUGUGAGGAAUUUGUAAUUGUAUCGGGUGAAACACUUUAGGAAGUCUAGCAGGCUAAAUUUUCUUCACUGGAGUCUUGUUCUUCUCACUGUUUUCCCCAUUUCAUUUGAUAUUGUAUUAUGCUGGCAAUUGGGGAAUUUGGUUGUUCAUAAAGGAGAUUAUACUCUCAACCCACUUCAUACAACAUGUACAGAUUUGUUCCCACGAGGAUGACAGGCCAGACAUGGAAAGGCUUUACGAUGCCACAGGUGCUGGUCGGAUUUCAUACUUGAUAGUCGUCAGAAGCUUACAUCUUGUUUUGUGCAUCUACAAUUUUUCCACUAGAAGUUGCUAUAUUCUCGGGAUUGAAGCUUGUCAGACAAACACGGGAUGGUUGAUCUGUCUCAGAACUGAUGUCAACCAUCUAAUGGCAAGUCUUCCCAGGUAUAACUCCUCGAUACAAUUUUACCAGAAAGUUUGUGCAGACAAAAUUCUUGAAAUCAGCAUAUGAAUAUAUUAUGUGAGAUCAUAUCCGAUAUUCUUUAAAGGGGAGAAAAGAACACCCAUGUUUAUUGAAAUCCUUGAGUUUGUAAACUAGGUUGCAUGAGAAUGUUACGUUUUUGUUGAUCAGUAAAUAGAAACUUUUACUUUC